Pistacia vera is the source of this 5107-nucleotide messenger RNA. Its product is annotated as myosin-11. Bases 28 to 4791 code for a protein of 1587 amino acids. The transcript is spliced from 6 exons. NCBI's taxonomy places the organism in Eukaryota, Viridiplantae, Streptophyta, Magnoliopsida, Sapindales, Anacardiaceae. The record is from RefSeq and is a predicted model, not a curated record.
UAAUUGUUGAUUGAGAAGUAUAAUCAGAUGCUUUAUGAAAUUUAUCAACUUGGACACUGUUUGUCAAAGACCGAGGUUGACUUUAGGGUGCAAGAAGAGUUUGGUACAGUCUUUGCUGCUGCCCGUGAUGAGUUACUAGAGCUCAAAAGAAGGGAAGUGGAGUUAGUGGAAAAAGUAAGCCAUCUAGAAGAUGAAAAUAGAAAGUUUGUUGAACAAGUUGAGAAGGACAGAGAAAUGGUUGAAGCAGUGAAUGCUGAACUUUCCAAAACUAAAACGGAACUUGAGCAGGAGAAGACAAGGUGUACUAAUACCAAAGAAAAGCUUAGCUUGGCUGUAACAAAAGGGAAGGCACUGGUUCAGCACCGGGACUCACUGAAACAAUCUCUGGCGGAGAAAACAACUGAGCUUGAGAAAUGCCUAUCUGAGUUGCAAGAGAAGUCCAGUGCCCUUCAGGUUGCUAAAUUGAGUAAGGAAGAGUUGGUCAAAAGUGAAAAUUUGGUUGCAUCACUACAAGAUAUGCUCUUGCAGAGGAAUAUGAUUCUUGAAAAAUCUGAAGAAGUCAUUUCUCAGUCUGAUGUGCCAAAGGAACUUCAAUCAAUGGAUAUGGUUGAGAGAGUUAAAUGGCUGGUCCAUGAGAGAAAUGAACUGAACGUUGUAUGUCGGGAAUUUAGCAAAUUGAAAGAGGCCAUUUCUUUGAUUGAAUUACCAGAAACUGUUUCAUUUUCUGACUUGGAGUCUCGUUUGGGUUGGCUUAAGGAAUCGCUUGAUCAGGUCAAAGAUGAAGCAAAGAUGUUGCUAGAUGAACUUGGCAGGACAAAGGAAGUUGCGCGCAAUGAGAUUGACCGAUUGAGUGCUUCACUUUUAGCAGAGUUACAAGAGAAGGAAUAUGUUAGAAUGCAGUUGGAUGACCUGACGAUGAAAUAUGAAGAAAUUGUUCAAAAGACCGAUAAAGUCACACUGGAGAAGGAUCUGAUGAUGAGGAUGUUGCUGGAGGAAUGUGGAAUAAUAAUGGAAGAUCAAGAUGUGUUCUAUCAGACUUCUGAUCUGACCACGCUUGUUAAUAAAUGCUUUGGGAAGAUAAGAGAAAAAACCCAUGCCUCUUUUGAUACUGCUGGUGCUGAUCUUGAAAUGUUUGAAAGAAUGCAAAGUCUUUUGUAUGUGAGGGAACAGGAGUUGGUGCUGUGUGAGCAAUUACUGGAGGAAGAUGCACUGGUAAGUUUGCAGAUGAAUGAUAUGUCAAAUGAAUUAAGAGUGGCAUCUGAAGAACUUGGUGCACUUAAGGCGGAAAAAGAUUCUCUGCAGAAAGAUCUUGAACGGUCAGAGGAGAAAUCUGCUUUGCUAAGGGAAAAGUUAUCCAUGGCAGUUAAGAAAGGAAAGGGAUUGGUUCAAGAUCGAGAAAAUUUGAAAUUUCAACUGGACGAAAAGAACUCAGAAAUUGAGAAGUUGAGACUCAACUUACAGCGGCAAGAAUCUACAGUUUCUGAGUGCAAGGAUCAGAUCAACAAUUUGUUAACUGAGUUAGAAGACUUGAAACUUCAAGUAGAUGAAAAAAACUCUGAAAUUGACAAGAUAAGGCUCAACUUACAGCAGCAAGAAUCUAUAGUUUCUGAGUACAAGAAUCACACCAAUAGCUUGUCAACUGAUUUAGAGCGCAUCCCGAAGUUGGAGGCUGAUAUUGUUGCUAUGAAUGAUCAACGUAAUCAACUCAUGCAGUUUUUAUCGGAGAGCAAUAAAAUGUUGCAGAGAGUUAUUGAAUCUGUUGAUCACAUUGUUCUUCCCAUUGAUUCGGUUUUUGAAGAGCCUGUGGAAAAGGUGAACUGGAUUGCGGGGUACAUCAAUGAAUGCAAGGAUAGCAGGAUGUGUUUAGAGCAAGAGUUGGGAACAGUGAAGGAGGAAGCCGGUUCACUGGCUAGCAAGUUCACAGAAGUCCAAGCAACUAUGAAGUCACUGGAGGAUGCCUUGUCAACUGCUGAGAAGAAGAUUACUCAACUUGCUGAAGAAAAGAGGGAAUUAGAAGCUAGUAAAGAAUUUGUUCAACAAGAGUUAGAGAAAGCAAUAGAAGAAGCCCGAUCCCAAACUAGUAGUUUUGCUGAAGCUUGUGCGAAUAGCAAGUCACUUGAAGAUGAGUUGUUGAGGGCAGAAAAGAAUAUAUCUGUGCUCACCAAUGAGAAAGAAGAGGCUCAGGGCAGCAGAGCGGCUGCUUUAAUGGAACUAGGGAAAGUAUCGGAGGAAUUUGCAUCUCAGACGAGCAAACUAACCGAGGCAUAUAAAACGAUAAAGUCUCUUGAAGAUGCACUAUCUCAGGUAGAGACUACUGUUGCAUCACUUACGGAAAAAAAUAAUGUUGUACAAGUUGGCAGAACCACUUUGGAGAGUGAGAUGCAAAAGCUGAAAGAUGAAGCUGAGUCUCAUACUGUUAAGCUGGCAAAUGCACACACAACUAUAGAAUCACUGGAAGAUGCAUUGGCAAAGGCAGAGAAAGAUAUUUCUGUACUUGAAGGCGAAAAGAGAAUUGCGGAGGAGGAGAUAUCAACACUUAAUUCCAAGUUGAAGGCAUGCCUUGAAGAGUUGGCUGGAACAAGUGGCAGCUUAGAAAGUAGGUCUGUGGAGCUCAUUGGGCACCUUAAUGAUCUUCGAAUGCUUGUGAAAGAUGAGAGGCUUUUAUCGAUUGUGAAACAGUGCUGUGAGAGGAAAAUUGAGGGCUUACAGGAUAUGGACCUCGUCAUUAAGCACAUAAUGGACCAGGUUGUUGGCAUAGGUCCAGGAGAGCCGCUAAAUCCCCCUGACAAUGAGGGAAGUUCAGAUGUAAACAAGUUUUUCAUAAAUGACCUUGACAACAUUGAAAUAGAGGAUGAUGAGGUACUAGUGGCAGAUGCCGACAAUAUAUCUUCAUCUUUUAGAAAGAUGGCAGAAGGGUUCCGGAUGAGAAACAAAAUUCUUGCUGAUAAGUUAGAAGGUUUCUUAACUUUCCUUGAUGAGUUUAUUGCUGCUCUGUUGAGAAAAUUACAGACAACAAGGGACGAAGUUAUAAAAAUGGUUCAGAGCAUUGAAUCUUUAAACCAAAAACUGAAGAUUAUGGAAGUGUAUAAAAAGGAACAUGAGGAAGCUAUGGAAAGCUUAGAAAAUGAUGUUACAAUGCUGCUGUCUGCUUGUAGUGAUGCUACUAGAGAACUGCAGUUUGAAAUCAAGAAUGAUCUACUAGAACUGAAUUCAGUUCCCGAGCUUGGAAAACUGAACCACAGUAUUUUCCAAGAAGUGAGAGAAGUUGGUGGAGGUGACACAGCAGAGCACCAGAAGAAGCUUGACGGCAGCAACAAAUACUUAGAGACAGCAGCAAAAUUGCUAUCUUCCACUAGGAAAGCUCAAAGUCUGAGUAAACUGUUUGAGAGUACAAGUACUGUGGCAGCCUCUACAAUUCAAGAUUUACAGAAGCAAUUGCGUGAAACCUCAAAAGCUUUUGAAAAAGCCAUAGAAGAAAGAGAUAUAUACCAAAAUAUGGUUUCAAAGUUGGAGACUGAUGCUGAUUCGUUAAAAGAUUCAAGUACUGAGACAGCCUCUACAAUUCAAGAUUUACAGAAAAAAUUGCAUGAAACGUCAAAAGCUUUUGAAAAAGCCAUAGGAGAAAGAGAUUUAUACCAAAAUAUGGUUUCCAAGUUGGAGACUGAUGUUGAUUCAUUAAAAGAUUCGUGUAGAGAACUGGAUGUCAAAGUAGAGGAUUACCAAGCCAUCAAAGAAAAGUUGAACGAAAAAGAGGCAGAAAUUUCAUCAUUGUACGCUAUAUUGUCACUGAAAGAACGAGAGGCAGAGGAAUCUCUAUUGUCAGCUUCGCAGGUCAGGCAACUUUUUGACAAGAUAACUGGAAUCGAAAUCCCUGUUCCUGAAUCAGAGGUGGGAGACGUGGAGCCUGAAAUUUCAGCUGAUGUGAAGAAGUUAUUUUGCAUUAUUGAUAGUGUUGCUGAGUUGCUGCAUCAAGUAAACUCGCUAAACCUUGAGAAAGAAGAACUGGAGUCAACUUUAUCAACACAAACUGCUGAAAUUGAACUUCUAAAGGGAGAUGUUGAAACACACAUUACAAAUAAGCCAGACUCAGAAAAGCUCAAAAGUGAGCUCUCUGACCUCACAGUUGGUUUGGAGAAAAUGAUUAAUAUAUUGGGAUGCGAUGAAGAUGUUGUUGACCAAAAAUCUGCUGGUCCAAGAGGGAUCUUAGCAGUAGUAGAGAAGCAGGUUAUGACCUUGCUUUCAGAAUCUGAAAACUCAAAAUCCAAAAUCCAAGAACUUGGUACCAAGUUGCUUGGGAGCCAAAAGGUUGUAGAUGAAUUGGCAACCAAAAUAAAGGUACUUGAAGAUUCCAUUCAAGUUAGGACUGUUGAGCCAGAGAUUGUCCAAGAAAGGAGCAUCUCUGAAGCACCUUCAGUGCCCACUGGCUCAGAGAUAUCUGAAAUUGAAGAUCCGGGAGCACUUGGAAAGAAAUCAAUAUCUCCUGUUGCUUCCGCUGCUCACGUACGAUCUAUGCGGAAGGGAUCCACUGACCAUCUCGCAAUCAAUAUUGACUCUGAAUCUGCUCGCCUGGUUAAUAACAGUGAGGAAACUGAUGAUGAGGACAAAGGUCAUGUAUUCAAGUCUCUUAACACAACAGGUCUCAUCCCAAGACAAGGAAAGAUGGUUGCAGAUCGAAUAGAUGGAAUUUGGGUAUCUGGUGGUCGAAUUUUGAUGAACCGUCCCAGAGCAAGGCUAGGCCUUAUUGCCUAUUGGCUUUUCUUGCAUAUAUGGCUACUGGGAACCAUUUUGUAACUAAUUCUGUGAUCAUGUACCAUUUGGACCAAGCACAUCCUCGUUUCAUGUCAGCGAUUGAAACUUGUAUCAUAGAUAGAUGUAAUAUUGUCAUUCUUUUCUCUUAUUUACUCCUUACCCACACUUUGUAAUCUUUAGAGGUGCAGGUGCAGGUACCCGCCAGUGCUGGUGCCUAAUGUGUUGAUAUAAAGCUAUUCAUUCUUUAUUUUAGGUCUCUGCAAUUGCAUUUUAGGGGUUGCAGGGAAUGCUCUAAAGUUGUGAAAUAAUUCACAUUUGUCCUCUUUUUGAUAUAAAUAUUAAGCAAUAGAUUUAUGCA